Messenger RNA from Psammomys obesus (fat sand rat), 1572 nucleotides. RefSeq names its product hemogen (gene Hemgn). The transcript has 4 exons. The record is from RefSeq and is a predicted model, not a curated record. The coding region runs from base 1 to 1572 and encodes 523 amino acids. Gene Ontology annotation, biological process: cell differentiation; regulation of osteoblast differentiation. NCBI's taxonomy places the organism in Eukaryota, Metazoa, Chordata, Mammalia, Rodentia, Muridae. Gene Ontology annotation, cellular component: nucleoplasm.
AUGGAUGAGGGGAAGGACCAAUCUCAUGGGACGUUCUACCAGACCUCUGAACCUCAUCAAUGGAAGUCCCAAGCUCCAGAAAUCACUGGAACUUGGAACUUGAGAAACAGAGAACAGCUCAGGAAGAGGAGAGCUGAAGCACAGGAAAAGCAGUCACAAUGGCUCGUCGGAGAACAGAAAAAACGCAAGUGCCAAAGAACAAGAAAAAGAAAUGAAAGAGGCCAAAAGAGGCAAAGAAACGCAGAGCCAAAGGCGAAGCCUUCGCCACAAAGAGAAAAGGAAAGGGUGCAGGAAAUACCGGUACCUGCCGAAGCUGAAGAAAAAAGCGAGCACCCUGAAGCCCCUGUAACUGAAGCCCUCCCCUUGGCACUCUCCACAAAAGCUGUGCUUGCAGAACACUGUUCUCCAGUACACCAAGAAAGCUUUCAGUGCCAGGAAGUAGCAACACAGGACCAUUCUCAAACAUACCAAUGUGGGGCCAAACCUGAAGACCUCUCUCCUACCACGUGCCAAAACAGAGCAGUGCUUCAAUAUUCUCCUAGAAUGUGCCAAGACAUGGCUGGACCUGAGGCAAUGCUGCCUAAAAUGUGCCAGCAAACAGCUGUGCCUGAAAGCCAUUCUUCCAUAGUACUCCAAGAUAUGGCUGGACCUGAGGUAAUCCUGCCUAAAAUGUGCCAGCAAACAGCUGUGUCCCCAAACCCCAAAGUACCCCAAGAUAUGGCUGGACCUCAGGUACUCUCUGCUCAGAUAUGCCAGCAAACAGCUGUGCCCGAAAGCCAUUCUUCCAAAGAACCUCAAGAUAUAGGUGGACAUGAGGCGCUCACUCUUAAAAUGUGCCAGGAACCAACUGUGCUUCAAGAACAUUCUUUGAAAAUGUGCCAAGAUGUAGCCAUACCUGAAGUCCUCUUCCCUAAAACACACCAAGAGAUGGCUGUUCCCAACGCCCUUCCCUGGACAACACCUGGAGAUGCUGCUGGCCCAGAAGAAUGCUCACCCAAAGCACUCCCCCAAUCAGGUGUGCCUGAAGGCUGUCCUCUUGACACUUGCCCCAAGUCAGUGAGACCAGAAAAAACCGCUUCCCACCCAGAUCAGGGAAUGGCUGCGACUGAAGACUUCUUGUCUGAGACCAAUGAAUGCAUUGUGUCUGAAGACUUUUCUACGAAAACACACCAAGAAGCAGCCGAACCCAAAUUCACUUCUCAUGAUACCCAUAAAGAACUCAGUGCGCCUACAGUCUCUCCUAAAACAACACCUGGACCUGAAGAAUGUUUACCUGAAACAUGUGAACCACAUGGGCUUGAGAACUAUUCAGCCGAAACUUACCAGGAAGUAUCCGGGCCUGAAGACCUCUCUAGCAAGACCUGUAAGAACAGGGAUGAACGAGUCCAGAAAGCAGAUGGGGCCCAAGGACAGAACCCUGCUGCCCACCAGGGCAGCGAGGAUGUCCGUACUUUCUCUCAGGAAAUGAAGGAAAAGGCCAAAGCAGAUCAAGAUCCAGGAACUCCAGCAAGUCCACAGGGUCCUCAAGAGAUCUGUCCAGAAAAUGACAUCUAUAGCUAUGCUCUGUUUUAA